This is a messenger RNA of Cuscuta campestris, 1524 nucleotides long. The record is from the annotation of a GenBank genome assembly. NCBI's taxonomy places the organism in Eukaryota, Viridiplantae, Streptophyta, Magnoliopsida, Solanales, Convolvulaceae.
AGUAUCUCCCAUCACCCGGGUAACCACGUUCCUGAAGAGAUCAGUCCUCAGAGAAUGCCACGUUCCGUCACACACCGAAUCUUGAAAACCCAUUAUUUGACCUAAUCAGCCUACCGUACGGAGUAUUACAACAAUUUCCUACAGAGGAGUCUUAAUUCAUCGGAUAGAGUCAUGAUACAUGUUUGAUUCUUUGAUCUCUGCUCAAAUCCAGUCAAAUCGCAUUUCAUUCCGAAGCUUUUCAAAUUUCAGAAUUAAGAGCCUGAAGCCGCCUGCAAUGGCUCUUCCGCCCCUUCUUUCCUUAGCCAUCCCAUCGGAAACCGGCCGCGUGCUAAGCAUUCAGUCGCACACGGUUCAGGGGUACGUGGGAAACAAAUCGGCGGUGUUUCCUCUUCAAUUGCUGGGCUAUGAUGUGGACCCCAUCAAUUCCGUACAGUUUUCAAACCACACAGGAUACCCAACUUUUAAGGGCCAGGUUUUGAAUGGAGAUCAACUGUGGGACAUAAUUGAAGGUCUUGAAGCUAACAAUUUAUUAUACUAUACCCAUUUAUUAACAGGCUAUAUUGGUUCUGUUUCCUUCUUGGAGAAGGUUUUACAAGUUGUUGAUAAGCUUCGGGCAAUUAACCCUGAACUUGUAUACGUAUGUGACCCUGUGAUGGGUGAUGAUGGGAAGCUAUAUAUUCCUCUGGAAUUAGUGUCAGUGUAUCGCAAGAAGGUUGUCCCUGUUGCUUCAAUGUUGACUCCAAAUCAGUUUGAAGCUGAACUGUUGGCUGGUUUGAGUAUUACAUCAGAACAAAAGGGGCAAGAAGCUUGUAACAUUCUUCAUGAUGCUGGACCAUCAAAGGUUGUCAUCACUAGCAUCAACAUAGAUGGGAAUCUUCUUCUCAUUGGCAGCCACCAGAAAGCAAAGGAUCAACCCCCAGAACAAUUCAGGAUUAUGAUACCCAAAAUUCCUGCAUAUUUCACGGGAACCGGAGACUUGAUGACAUCGCUGCUGCUUGGAUGGAGCAAUAGAUAUCCUGAUGACCUUGACAAGGCAGCAGAACUCGCGGUGUCAAGCUUGCAGGCUCUUCUUGCGAGGACAUUGAGAGACUAUCAAAGGGCUGGCUAUGACUGCAAAUCGAGCUCUUUGGAAAUUCGACUGAUACAGAGUCAAGGCAACAUCUGCAACCCGGAAGUCAAAUACAAGGCUGAGAGAUACUCUGACUAAUUUUUCAUCCCCUUUGAUUCAAAGCCUAGUCCACACAUGUUGGCUUCUUUGGCUAUAUAGAAACAGAGACUGGUGCCCAACUUUGACAAUCAAUCCAAGAAUAUUUGAUCACCUGAAUUCUCUAACACACUGUUUGGUUCAAGCAAUUCGUAAGGAAUGUACUCUGCCCGAAAAAUGUCACGUAAAAAGUGGAAGUGUAAUUUUCAUUAUUUUUUGUGACGAAAUUAUGAGAGUAAACAUCAAAUUUCUUCCUUUGAUUCCCCUUUCUCGUCCCUCAUCUCGCCCUCCUCUUCUUACAAUAAUGUCUUGGAGUUUGU